AUAAUCAAGAGACAAAACACAUAUUAGGGCCUAGGAGUUGGGUUUGCCGAAGUGGGCCGGGUUGACCCGUUUUGAUAUCGACUUCAUCGGAGCUAACUUGGCUUCUACUUUCCAUGAAAAUGGAAUUGGAGAGUAUACUGUAUAUCUGUAUCUAUACUUGUUGCAUAGAAGAAUUGUAAAGAGAGAAAAGCUUAUUUUUAGUUGAAUAAAAAUGGAGGGUAGUGUUAAAAAUGGUGUUAUGGUUGUGAAGAAGCAGAAGAUGAAGCUAGAGAACCCAUUUAAUUUCAAGGUGGCUCAAGUUUUUACAGGCUUUGGCAUUGGCUGUGGUGUUGGGAUUGGCAAGGGCUAUCCUUUGAAUCUUGGUGCAAUACCGAUGUUAGGCCAAGUAAUGUCUGCUGCUAGAGGGGCGACUGAUGCUUUUUCUGGUGUUAGUGGAUCGGCUAAUCACUAUCUCAGAAAAUAUGGAGUAAAAGAUAUUAAAGUGGGACUUGGGUGCGGAAUAGGUUUCGGCCAUGGUUUUGGAGUUGGUAUUGCUGUGAAGCCUGCCGUGUUUCAACAAGUCCAAUCUCUCUUUUUUCAAGCAGUGACAACUAUGAUGGAAAAGGUCGCCCCCAAUUUGUCCACUACUGAAGGUAUCCUUCCAGCAUCACUGCAAAGUGGCAUGGGCAUGACCAUCCCAAAUGAUCCAGCAAAUCAAAAUCCAUUUGAAAGUUUCGGUCAAUUGGAGAAAAACAUCCCUGAUACUAUAUCUGGAUUGUCGAAUCCAAAUUCACAAAAAGCUUCCGUGUCGAAAAGCUCUCCACUAAACACGCCAUAUGGCAGCCGAACAGAGAAGGUUCUUGACAGUUUUCUGAAGAAUCCAGCUUUCAAAGGCGAAGACAGAGAUUCUAAUAAGCUGUUAAAUGACACUGCCGAAAACUUGAGGGCGGAGAACAAUAUGCUUCAACUGGUUUUAAAGCACCAACAAGUUAUUGACGAGCUGAUGGCAGAAAACAAGAAACUCCGAGAAAUUUUGGUAGAAGACCUCAAAAUUGCACCCAGCAAGCUACACGGUAGCUACUCAAGUAGAAACUCUUCGCCUUGUACUGAUUGUUUUGAAUGUCGUAGGAAACAAAGAAGAAGAUAGCUGGAUCUUGAAAGUUAAUAGUAAUUUAUUGAGGUCAA
Daucus carota subsp. sativus is the source of this 1164-nucleotide messenger RNA. RefSeq lists its product as uncharacterized. The record is from RefSeq and is a predicted model, not a curated record. The transcript is spliced from 7 exons. Bases 212 to 1126 code for a protein of 304 amino acids. Lineage: Eukaryota; Viridiplantae; Streptophyta; Magnoliopsida; Apiales; Apiaceae.